AUGGCCAGCGACUGUAGUCUGGCAUCGGCUACCGCCAAACUCGACUUCCCCAGAGAUGGAGCCCUCUGUACCACCUUUUGGCCCGGAGUCCCAGCUUCUACCGGCGCCCAACGUUGGGCGCACCUGCUCGAUGACGACGACGAUCCCCGACGAGCACACAUCCGCCGCGCCGCGCUCGGCUUCCUUCGAUCGUACUACUACAUCAUCCAAUACGAAUCCGACCUCCGUAUCGCCCAGGAUCCCAGCCUGUGCCUCGUUCCAGCCGCUUUCAAUUGGGAGCAGUUCUGCGCUUUUACCUCGAACCUGGCCAAUAUACCGGAUGACCAAGUCUCCCCCAGCGCUGACCUCAAUUCAAGUAUCAAGUCAAGUAUAUCAAGUAAGUCAAGUAAGUUGACCGCCCAAUAUAUUUCAAGUAAGUUGAGACCAGGCGGUCACAACCGGCAGAACCAUGACGUACCCACUUUUUCACCUGACACAGAUCCCGAACUCACCCCGUAUAAAUGGAUAGCCUCACCAGCUAUCAACACACUUGGUUACAUUGAAUCUACUAUUCUACCAUUACCAGACCGUGACCUACAUUGUUCACUACGACGUCCUGAUCCACUCGAUCAUACACCUCACGCCUCGGACCUACCCUAUACCCCUAGGUUAGACCCGACCGUCACAAGAUGUAUUGCACCUAACUUUAGAACCUAA
Messenger RNA from Ilyonectria robusta, 696 nucleotides. RefSeq lists its product as uncharacterized. NCBI's taxonomy places the organism in Eukaryota, Fungi, Ascomycota, Sordariomycetes, Hypocreales, Nectriaceae. The transcript has 4 exons. The coding region runs from base 1 to 696 and encodes 231 amino acids. The record is from RefSeq and is a predicted model, not a curated record.